AACACAGCCAUACUCACGGGAAGACGAGUAGCAAUGCCAAUCAAGCUUGUUACUGUGGAAACUGAUGGGCAGGUGAGGGAAGUGGACGAUUCGGUGACCUGCAGCUCGACAGACGUGGACGUGGUCAAGGUGUCUCCUAACUGCGACCAGGUUUUGGUGAAUGGGAAAGAGAUGCGCGGUCGACAGUCUCUGGCAGUAAACUUCACCUACCUGCACCUCUCUGCUCAGCUGCUGCUCACCGUCUGGGUGCCGAAGCUUCCUCUGCAGAUAGACGUGUCUGAUACAGAGCUGAGCCAGGUUAAAGGCUGGAGGGUCCCCAUCGUCACUAACAAGAGACCUACCAGAGACAGUGAAGAUGAUGAGGAUGAUGAGAAGAAGGGCAAAGGCUGUACCCUGCAGUACCAGUAUGCCUUGGUGCGGGUCCUCACACACUUUGUGGCAGAGCCCUCUGAUCCAAGAGGAGAGAUGGUGUACAUGUUGGGAGCAGACUGGCAGGCGGAUAUCACUCAUUUGGUGUUGGACCAGCUUAAAGUAGAAGAUCCUCGCAUUGCCAGACUGAUAGAUGGACGUAUCUUGAUAGGGCGGGACCUCGGGAUCACAACGAUACAGGUUCUGUCCCCGCUGUCUGAUUCUAUCCUAGCAGAGAAGACUGUUACAGUUCUGGAUGACAAGGUCACCAUCACAGAUCUGGGGGUCCAGCUGGUUGCUUCUCUGUCCCUCAGUAUGACACCCAGUCCUGGAAAUAACCAAGCUAUACAGCUAACCACCACAGCUACAGACCUGCUACAUGCGCCUAAACAGGAAGCAGCGAUUAGUGCGUGGAUUCAGUACAGUGACGGAUCUGUUACACCACUUGAUGUUUAUGAUUCCAAGGACUUUCUCAUCUCAGCUGUGUCACUGGAUGAAAGUGUCAUUUCUAUCAAUAAUCAGGAGCAACACUGGCCCAUAGUAGUGGCAGAGAGUGACGGACAGGGAGCACUGGUUCGUGUUGAGAUGGUCAUCUCUGAGACCUGCCAGAAAUCCAAAAGGAAGAGUGUGCUGGCAUCUGGAAUAGGCAAUGUGAUCGUGAAGUUUGGAGCAAAGAGCGAGGAAAGAGGGAUGGGAAGAGGUGGACCUGACUACGAUGGAGGGAUAGACAACAGCACCAAUGAUCAACGAACGAAGGAUGGGGGAGAGUGGAAGUCCAACAGUGCUGCCGCAGAUCGUGAGGAAGGAGCGAUGAGGAAGGUUAGUACAACAACCAAAAGCACAGUGACACAUCGUGCUUCUGGUGGAAAAGCUGCCAGUGGAGGCAGCAGCAGCCGGGGUGGAGGCCCCAACCAGGCAGGAGACUACAGUAGCUACCCAGCACAGGUUGAGGUACCAGGCACUGGUGAAAGUGAGCUGACCCAGACCACCAGAGGACUGUCAGACCUGGAGAUUGGGAUGUACGCCCUGUUGGGUGUGUUCUGUCUGGCAAUACUGGUCUUUCUUAUCAACUGUGUCAGCUUUGCUUUCAGAUACCGUCACAAGCAGGUCCCCGUGUUGGAGGCAGGAGGUAACAUGAACCACGCCCACGACUGGGUGUGGCUCGGCAACGAAGCUGACCUUCUAGCAGACCACACUGAUCAGUGCCAGGGCGGGCUGCCUGAUGAGUGCACCACCAUCAUUGACCGAAAUGAUGGAGGGUACGAGGAGAACAAGUACCUGCUGAACGGGGCUGGUAACACCUUGGUGAUGAGCACCUCAAUGGGCACCAUUAGUAGCGGUGGUGGCACUCUAGGACACCGGGGCAUUGCCCAUGGACAAACCUUGCCUAGAUCCAUCCAAGAACCGCAUCAGUGCCUUUCAGCAAUCACCACUAGUGGCAAAAACGCCAGUGGCCAAGUAGAGCACCUGAAUAAUUCCCCCAGGGCAAAGGCUGCAGCUGCGGUUGCAGCAGCCAAACGCAAACGCGUCCAGUUCACUUCUUUUGCCACGGUUCUGCCAAAUGAUAAUUCAGGUGGGGGUGGCCCAUAUUCCAACUCUUCAACCCUUGUCACCAAUGGGAGUGAGGAUGACAUCAAGUGGGUGUGCCAGGAUAUGGACCUGGGUCAGUCUGAAAUCAGAACCUACAUGGAGAGGCUACAAGACAAUCUGUGACUGAUGGGAAAGAGACUGAGAAACGGAGAGGUAGAGGAAGGAGGGGGAGGAUGGACAAUGACUACAAUUCACCUGUAAUGCCUUUGCAAUGGAUGAAGGGAGGGAGAGAGAGAGAAAUGAAAGAGCCGUGACAGGAACAAAAAGUUUGGCAGAGAGUUUGGAUGAGUAAUGGGCAGAAAGUUUUUGGGAUGCUUACAUUUAGCUCCCCUCUGGAAAGCAUACUGUCUAACUAGCUCACACUCAAAUCAAAGGUAGCAAACAAUAAAUAACAGUUUCAGUUGAUUUUAUAUUAUUUAUUGUGCAAAUAUUGGUGUAAAAACAACAGUUAAGUUACUUGGAUAUAAAUGUUUAAUUUUAGUGUUAAUAGUGGACCAUAUUGCAAUACAGUAAAUUCAGGGUAUGUUAUUUGGACAAACAUUAUUAAGCCACUGUACAUUUGAAUGAGGAUGCCAAGAACAUCAUUUCAGGCAUAUGUUUUUCUCAUGUCUGAUAUUGCCAUUAUCUGCUGUGGCUUAUGAUUGACCAUUGAAAGAUAUACUUUAAGUUUAUUGGCCAAGUCUUCAUAAGGCUGUGCAAUGAAACGCUGGUCAUGAUUAGCUGCGCAGCAAAGAUACAUUCUGUUUGUUUGUGUUUGAUCACGUGACCCUUUGUCUUUGGCAUUGUUCGAAAGCAAAAUGUAACAUUAAAAAGAAAAUCUGUUACUGCAA
Molecule: messenger RNA, 2828 nt
Organism: Notolabrus celidotus (New Zealand spotty)
Lineage: Eukaryota; Metazoa; Chordata; Actinopteri; Labriformes; Labridae
Product: transmembrane protein 132C-like
Exons: 11
Coding region: 34-2121 (695 amino acids)
Source: RefSeq, a predicted model, not a curated record